AUGGUUACCCUCACUCGAAUUCAGGUUGCGAUCCUCAGCGUUAGUACUUUGACUGCAGCAGUCCCUCUCUCUGCCAGAGCAGAAAAGAAGUCUUUCUCUGUGAACCAGGUUAAGGUAACCCCUACCAAGACCACAAACCCAGCUGCCCACUAUGCAAAGGUGUUACAUAAGUAUGGCGCUGAAGUCCCGGACCAUGUCCUGGCCGCAGCCGCAGCUACUGGGAGUGUCACAACUACCCCAACAGAGUACGAUGAGGAGUAUCUUACUCCGAUUGAUAUUGGUGGCACAACGAUGAAUUUGGACAUCGAUACUGGUUCCUCUGACCUUUGGGUGUUUUCCAAUGGGCUGCCCUCCAGUGAGACUGCAGGCCAUGCGGUGUACAUCCCUAGCGCUGAUGCCGAGCUCCUGAGUGGCUACACUUGGGACAUCUCAUAUGGAGAUGGAAGUUCGGCUAGUGGGGAUGUGUACUUGGACUAUGUGAAUGUUGGAGGUGUUACUGCCACCUCCCAAGCUGUUGAAGCUGCUGAAACCAUCAGCUCCGAGUUCGAGCAGGACGCAUCAGAUGGCCUUAUGGGUCUCGCCUUUAGCUCUAUCAAUACUGUCCAACCCGUGUCCCAGUUAACUUUCUUCGCCAACAUUCAGUCCAGCUUGGCUUCUCCUUUGUUUUGUGCGGACCUUAAGUACGAGGCACCGGGCGUGUAUGACUUUGGCUUCAUUGACAGCUCCAAGUACACAGGGUCGAUUACAUACACUUCUGUGGACAACUCUGAGGGCUACUGGGGAUUCACUGCAUCUGGAUAUGCAAUUGGAAGCGGCUCUACUGUGUCAACAUCCAUCAGCGGUAUCGCAGAUACCGGCACCACUCUCCUCCUCCUUAGUAGUUCAAUUGUCAAUAAGUACUAUGCGAAGGUCAGCGGAGCUACGAACAGCAAUACUUAUGGUGGCUGGGUCUUCCCAUGCUCUGCAACACUCCCUACGUUCACCACUGUGAUAAAUGGCUACAAAGCAGUCAUUCCAGCAAAGUAUCUGAAUUAUGCUCCUGUUACAACCGGGAGUUCAACUUGCUUUGGCUCUAUCCAAGUUGACACUGGUAUUGGCUUCGCCAUUUUUGGCGAUAUUUUCCUCAAGAGCCAGUAUGUCGUCUUUGAUGCAAGUGGACCGCAGCUCGGAUUUGCCGCUCAGGCAUAA
Messenger RNA from Penicillium canescens, 1188 nucleotides. Its product is annotated as pepsin-like aspartic protease. The transcript has 4 exons. Gene Ontology annotation, biological process: proteolysis. Gene Ontology annotation, molecular function: aspartic-type endopeptidase activity. Bases 1 to 1188 code for a protein of 395 amino acids. NCBI's taxonomy places the organism in Eukaryota, Fungi, Ascomycota, Eurotiomycetes, Eurotiales, Aspergillaceae. The record is from RefSeq and is a predicted model, not a curated record.